Molecule: messenger RNA, 852 nt
Organism: Rhizophagus irregularis DAOM 181602=DAOM 197198
Lineage: Eukaryota; Fungi; Glomeromycota; Glomeromycetes; Glomerales; Glomeraceae
Biological process (GO): TRAMP-dependent tRNA surveillance pathway; nuclear polyadenylation-dependent rRNA catabolic process; U4 snRNA 3'-end processing
Cellular component (GO): nuclear exosome (RNase complex); cytoplasmic exosome (RNase complex)
Molecular function (GO): RNA binding
Source: RefSeq, a predicted model, not a curated record
AAAAAAAAUUAAAAUGACUUCAAAAAAGAAUAAAAUGGAAAUAGAUCAAGAAGAAACGGAACUUGAAGUAGUAUUACCAGGAGAUCCUAUAAAUAUUACAAGAAAAGAUUUAAAAUUGGGACCAGGUUUAACAUUAACUCAAGAUUCUGUAAUUUGUAUUAAAGCCGGAAUAUUAAAACAUUUUAGUAAGAAAAAUAUAUGGUAUGUUGAAAAUAAUCAAAGAAGGUAUAUACCAGCAGAGAGAGAUCCGGUUAUUGGAAUUGUAACUUAUAAAGGAGGAGAAUAUUAUCGACUAGACAUUGGUAGUGCUCAUCAAGCUAUAUUACCAAUAUUAGCUUUUGAGAAUGUUAGCAAAAAGAGUCGACCCAAUUUAAAUAUUGGUAGUUUAAUUUAUGCAAAAGUAGUUUUGGCAAAUAAAGAUAUGGAGCCAGAAGUUUGGUGUUAUAAUCCAGAUACGAAUAAGGCUGAAGGAUUUGGAGAGUUAAAAAAUGGAUAUGUAAUUAAAUGUUCUCUAAGAUAUUGUAGGAGGAUAAUUUCACAAGAAACUGGAAUCAGAUCAUUAUUGAAAAAAUUAGGAGAAAAAUUUGAAUUUGAAAUAGCAGCCGGAAUGAAUGGUAGAAUUUGGAUUUGUCUAAAAUCGAAAGAUAUUAAAAAUACUAUUUAUUGUUGUAAUGUUAUUAAAAGAGGUGAAAACUUGAAUGGUGAUGAUAUCUAUGAAUUAAUUGAUAGUUUAGAUGAGGAAUAAUUUUAGUAAGGAAUAAUUUAAAAUAUUUAAUAAAACGAAGUGUAUUAUUUUAUAAUUAUGAAAAAGAGUUUUAAAUUGAUAAUGAGAACAUUUCAUCAUUAUUCUAG